Messenger RNA from Solenopsis invicta (red fire ant), 1264 nucleotides. RefSeq names its product 39S ribosomal protein L4, mitochondrial (gene mRpL4). The transcript has 3 exons. NCBI's taxonomy places the organism in Eukaryota, Metazoa, Arthropoda, Insecta, Hymenoptera, Formicidae. Gene Ontology annotation, biological process: translation. The record is from RefSeq and is a predicted model, not a curated record. Gene Ontology annotation, molecular function: structural constituent of ribosome. The coding region runs from base 237 to 1100 and encodes 287 amino acids. Gene Ontology annotation, cellular component: ribosome.
AUACAUACAUACAUACCUAACCUAUAGUUUAUACUGUGCCGAGACCGGAGACGUUUGUCGUUUCGCACCGACUCGAUUUGUCGAUUCUAGCUUUUCUUCCACCGUUUGGCUGUAAUCUCGACUAUAACGUUAACGUGUGUUGUAGAUACAAAUUCAGAGAUUGGUCGUAAAACUUUGGCUCUAGAGGGUUCAAGAGUUUUCUCUCUGCCUUGGCUUUUCUCUCAUCAUAAUAAAGCAUGUCGAUGCUGUUUCGAAGAAUCGUUAACAAAUUGCAAAGAGCUGCAGCGUGCCCUGCAUCAUUGAAAUAUUGCACGAGUUUAGAAAAUGGGGCAAAAGUUGAAUAUGCUCCAAUUAUAUCCAAGAUACGGUAUGACGACGAAAGCUCUUUCUAUCAGAAACCUCGGCAAGUAUGGCUAGAGAAUUUAAAUACCAUAGAAGAAAAGAAAUUGGGCUUGGUCACGUUACAUCCGCACAUCUAUGCGACUGCACCCCGUAUUGAUAUCGUUCACCAGAAUGUGAGAUGGCAAAAAAUGUAUCGCUGGGUUUCUUACGCCCAUACAAAAACACGGGCUGAAGUCCGAGGUGGUGGCAGGAAGCCUUGGCCACAGAAAGGAACGGGACGGGCUCGCCAUGGAAGUAUACGCUCUCCAUUAUGGAAAGGUGGUGGAAUAGCGCAUGGUCCUCGAUCUCCAACACCACACUUUUAUAUGUUACCAUUUUAUACCCGUGUAGCAGGCCUUACCUCAAUGUUAUCCAUCAAACUCGCUCAAGAUGAUCUGCAUAUAAUCGAUGAAUUAGAAAUUCCAACGUCGGAACCUUCCUAUGUGGAGCAGCUCGUCGAAGAGAGGAAUUGGGGACCAUCUGUUCUUUUUGUAGACAGUUAUGACAUUAUGCCCCCAAAUAUCACGUUAGCUACUGAUAAAAUUAAGCAUGUCAAUCUGAUGCCUGUUUAUGGUCUAAAUGUAUAUAGCAUGCUGAAACACAACACUCUAGUACUUACGGAAAAAGCAGCCAGACUAAUAGAAGAAAAAUUACUUUACCACUUACAUAGGGCAGACAGUAAUAAAUUAUGUCGUCCAUUUAGACUUAAUCAAGCAUGAAAAACAAUUUUUAUGAAAUUAAAAACUUGUAUGUCGUAUGUAUUACCGUUUGUAUAUACAGAUUACAUUCUUUGUAUGUACAUAUUUUAAAUAUUGUAUUAUCUAAUAAUAUUCAAAUUAUCAAAUCAUUAAAAAAAUAUAUUUGCUAAAGUGAAAUAGUUUAA